Messenger RNA from Talaromyces amestolkiae, 7260 nucleotides. RefSeq lists its product as uncharacterized. Gene Ontology annotation, cellular component: cytosol; nucleus. Gene Ontology annotation, biological process: proteasomal ubiquitin-independent protein catabolic process; GPI anchor biosynthetic process. The transcript is spliced from 6 exons. The record is from RefSeq and is a predicted model, not a curated record. Bases 1 to 7260 code for a protein of 2419 amino acids. NCBI's taxonomy places the organism in Eukaryota, Fungi, Ascomycota, Eurotiomycetes, Eurotiales, Trichocomaceae. Gene Ontology annotation, molecular function: peptidase activator activity; proteasome binding; alpha-1,6-mannosyltransferase activity.
AUGGACGAUGGCUCCAAGCGCAAAGCAAUUGAUCCAUCUACUGAUCCGUACUAUCUUCGCCACCCCAUCAGAACGCUAACGCUGCUAUUCUUAGCCUGGAAAGCGAUCCUGGACCCCAUUAUUGCUAUCUCUCCUGGUCUUGGCUACGAUACCUCCACAAACCUGUUGGCGGUUUCUUCACCGUCGAUCGCUUUUGAUGCUGAUUCCUUAGCCACGUGGUUUGACCUGCUGCUGUCGAUAGCAAAUUCUUCGUCCUCGGGGAUUUGGAACUUUGUGAGAUGGGAUGCUAUUUACUUUGUUCGCGUGGCUGAAAGAGGGUAUCUGUUUGAGCAAGAGUGGGCUUGGGGCUAUGGAUGGACGGGGUCGUUGAGCUUCCUCGGUUCUGCUUUCGCAAACACCAAUGGCUCCGUCCCUUUAUCGGCAAUCGCAGUUAGCGGCAUUGCGAUCUCCCAUGCCAGCCAUUUCCUAUCGGCAUUAGUUCUGCACGCCCUCACGAAAUCUUUGUUUGGACACGAAACACAAUCUCAGAAAGCGUUCUGCCUCGUCUCUGCUGCCCUUCAUAUAAUCUCCCCGGCGGGGGCGUUUCUCUCUGCUCCAUACGGCGAAUCGCUAUUCUCGCUGUUGAACUUCACUGGCUUCUACGUUUAUUCGUCCGCUUUGCUUGCCGAGAAUGCUAGACACCAAGCACGGCGUGAUAUUCUCUUUGUGCUGGCGGGKAUCAUAUUUGCUACGGCUACUACAAUCCGGGGAAAUGGUAUUAUAAGUGGUUGUUUGUUUGCAUAUGAUGCUGUGCAGGGGACUUGGCAGUUUCUGAACAGCGGACUUUCGAUUGACUUGAUCCGUCGGACGGCCUUUGUUGUCCUUGGUGGUAGCAUCGUUGCUCUGGGUUCGAUCAUACCCCAGUACAUCGCUUACACGGAGUAUUGUGUAGCCGCCACCCGGCCAUGGUGUGAGCGACUAUUGCCUAGUGUAUAUAGUUGGGUUCAAGUUCAUUACUGGAACAACGGCUUCUUAAGAUACUGGACUGUGUCUAAUCUGCCGCUAUUCAUACUAGCAGCGCCUGUGCUCACAGCAAUGCUAUACUCCUCGUUCAGAGCACUGACAGGGCGUCUCGGACCAUAUCACAUCGAUCACGUGUCUAUAUCCCAAAUGAACACCUCCCAAACUGUGGUCCUUCGUCUCGCCAUUGCGCAAGGCAUCCUCGCAACGAUGACCCUUACUAGUCUCCACAUUCAGAUCAUCAACCGCAUUGCGUCUGGUUAUCCCGUGUGGUAUUGGUAUCUCGCUACCUCGGCAUGGGCUUCUUCCAAACCACUCAGCAGUUGGGUUUUCGCCACGGCAAUUCAAGGAAUGGCCAUGUACGCGCUGAUACAGGCGGUCCUAAAUACUGCAGACCGCAUCGCCUCAAUCCUCACCUCCGAAAACUUCCAAAAUGGUCACGAAAUGUCAAGAGCCACAUCUCCGGGUGGAGAACCCGUGGAAACAGAUGGCUCAAAAAAAGCCCGAGUGCGACCUCGCACCUACCCAUAUUUCAGCUACUUGCCCUACCAGGCCGAAGACGACAGCCAGCGAGAGCACGAUUUACAUGAGAUUCUGAGUUGUUUAUAUGUUGCUAUCAAGGCGGGGGAUUUUAGUCCCGGCGCUGUGCACUGGACGAGAGAGUUGAGAGGGUGGCUUUCGCUGAAGUUUGAUCCUACUCGUGAAGAGCGCAUUAAGCUUGUGAGGCUUUAUUAUGAAUUGUCGCUUGCGCCGGGGAUAGAUCCGAAUGUGGCGGAACGGUUUGCGAGCAUGUUUAUGCUUCUUACAAAACGGAAACAUUACCUUCGACCCGUGAAAGAUCUGGUGCUGGACUGGAAACCCCUGUUCAAAGAAAUUAAAGCUUUCGUUUUACCGACCGAAUCCGGCUUGAUUCAAUCGACGAACUUGAAGCGCAAUAUUAAGACUCUCACAAAGCUCUGUGCAUUUGCUCAGCUUUAUUUUGAUCCAUGCGAAGUACCGGCGAUGCUGGAGGAAUUCCUUCCUCAUUUCACAACAUCGUUUUCAGAAGGCGCCUUUGUCGUUGUUGGGUUGAUGAAUUUAUUGCUGCCCACAUCUCCCGCACCAGAACCCCGAGAUGACCUCCGGCCACAGAAAUUCCUGCCUACCUACUUCCACCUGUGGUCUCUUGUCAACCGGUCAAAGACGUUUGACAUGAAUUUCCUGGAUCUUUUGUCUCGACUUGCAAGAGACUCCUUGCCAGCAUCCCAUAUCCCGUUUUCCGAAUAUGGUAUCUUUACCAAGGAUCAAUCCUCCGUCAUCUUUACAGCCAUUCUUAGACUGCUUGAAAUCCCCGUKGGGMAAGCCACUUCUCCAUAUAGUGCCUUAGUUGAUAUCUCGUCUGGUUUGGGUAUCAUGCUCGACCGCGAUUCAAGAAAGCACCCUGUUGCGCACCAUAUAGCCCGCUGGAUUGUGAUGUCCUUGUCCCCUGCAUGCUUGGAUUCUCCGGAUUCAAUCCUUCAUCAGCUGGAGGGUCUCAUACAGGCUGUAGAGACAUUUUUCCACCCUUCCAACUCUGGAAAUUGGACCAAGACGCUCGCACAGUUGGUUUAUUACCUAUCUGAUUUCUUCAUCAUGCGAUGGAACCGCGAGCACAAUGGGGAAAUGGAGGUGCCUCCUGAAAGGAAGCUCAACGAGCCUUUGAGGAAACGAUUUGUGUUGUGUCUGCGCGAUGUGAUCUUCAUGGGUAUCUACGCAAAGAGCGGAACCGCAAUGAACUUUUCUCUCUCUACCUUGCAAAGUCUAGCGUAUCUUGAACCUCAGCUGAUCUUACCCGGUGCUCUGCAACGAAUAUAUCCGUCUAUGCAAGGAUUAGUCGAAGUGCAUCGAACAACUUCAUCACUCAGGUCUUUACAAAUUCUGUCCAGGAUCAUCGCUCGCACCAAAGGAUUCCGUUGCCACAUGACGACUUUGCUAGGUCUUGCUCUACCUGGUAUCGACGCCAACGAUCUGGAAAAGUCCAUGCACGCAUUGUCCUUUAUCCAAUCAGUCUGCUAUAACAUCCCGUUUGAAGACUUGACAAAAGGACGAGAUGACGUUAAUUGCAACAUGCUGGCUAUGCAAUGGAUAACCGGUGAGGUUGAGAGAAUGGAGGUCGAAGGCGCCAAUGUGCAGCUCAAUUACGACACAGACUUGAGUGACGAGACCGAGGAAAUGAUUCUCCGUUCAUCCACCACCGGAUUUGGCGAGUUUUUGACCUCAUUUCUCGGACGAGUCUUUACUCUAUUGGAGAACCUUCCUGAUGCCUCACGGGUGAAGAGCGGCUCACCUGAGGAGAACGUUGUCAAUACACUUCCUGCAACUCUUAUGCCGUUAUUAUCGGCCUUAUCUCCUGAACUGUACGAUAUGGCUCUGCAGAAGGUCGUUGAUUUCGUCUCGAACCACGUAAUCCACCAGGCCAGGGACGCAAUGGCUUUCAUCUGUAAUGCGGUUUGCAAGGUGAACUCUGAAAAGGCUCUCAAACGUUUUGUGCCCCUCUUGAUUCAAGCUAUCCGUUCUGAAAUCGACGAGAAUGGUGCAGCUUCUACACGAACAACCGGAUCAGAGGUUCUUCCAAGAGAUAGGGCCCUAGUAUGGAAUGUCAGCAUGCUGAGCAUGUGCGUUGUUCACGUCGGGAGUGCAGUCCUCAAUCACAAGAAAGAGCUUCUGGACAUCGCGAUUUACAUGCAAGAAAAGUGCAAAGGCAUCCCGACUAUUCACGUUUCGAAUUUCAUCCAUCAUCUCCUACUCAACCUCACGGUUACCUACACCUUGGAUUUCGGCCUUUUCGAACAUGAAGAUAUCAAGGACGGAAUCAAAAUCGAGCACUGGGGCUAUCGUCCCGAUCCUCGCAACCUCAACAUCAACUGGCACAUACCCAACCGGGAAGAGAUUGAAUUUGCUGUAGCACUCUUCCAGAGUCAAGCAGAAAGCGCAUUGUCACAGCUCACUGCUUUGACCGACGGAACGUCUAGCGUGAAACGUGAUGGAAGUGGAAAAGAGUGGUCUGAUGAAGUGACACGGAAAUUAGUGCUGCUCCGACUCAUCAUUUCUGGCAUCUCUGUGCUUUUUGAUCCAAAGGCUGCUUCCAAGGCUGGCGAUGACACCAAUGGAUCUGCCAGUGACGUUGAGAUGACCAACGGGCACGUUACCGAGGAAGAAGACCAGGAUAACAAUGAUUCUUCUCUUGACAGCUCCGACGAAGAGGCCGUGCGGGAGACCUUCACCUACCCCACUGGAUACUCAUUGACAGAGGAUGAUCCUCUGUACCAUACCAUACAUAGUAUCCGGAAGCGGGCGGGUUUCAUUCUUCACGAUGUACAUCGAUUCCUUACCGACAAACAAGAAGAUGAUGUACCUUGUUUUGGAGCUUUGUAUACUGCUUACAGGUCCUGGUUCAUUGAUGUUGGAAUUGAGAGAUCAGCCCACGUGCUGGAUCGAGUCACACGUCUUCUUGCCGCGGACAUUCAUCCUUACAAAGUGAGUGGAGUCCGCAAGGACUACCCACGACCACUUCUCGUUCGAAGAGCGAAUGUGUAUCAUCUACAGCGUUUGAGACAUAAUGCUGCGCCUCGACCAAGAUCGAAGCUUGAUGAAGUCCUGUUCCUUGAUUUAGCCGAAUCGAGUGUCUCCCUUUAUACAGACAUCAGAAGAAAUGCCCAGAACGCUGGCGAAUCUGCGCUGAAGGCCGUCUGGGGAUCUCGGCUAGUGGUUAUACCUCCGCUACUAAAAGCUCUGCAAAAAGCCAUCAAGGAAAAUGAUCAUGCCAGGAUAAAGGGUGCUUUGUACUCACUCUUGUACGGAAGUCUGGCCAAAACGGUCGGACGCCACUGGAAAUAUACUCCGGACGUCGUUCGAGCUUUCAUAGACGCCAGUAGCGUCGACAAGCCGUCCGUGCAAAAACUGUGCUCGGGUGCUAUCUUUCAGAUCAUGGACUACGGCCGGCCUCUAGAACGAAUGGCUGUGCUCAAUGAGGAGCUCGUCAAUGCAAUUGCACCAGCUGAAAAUGUUGAAGACACAAUCAUACAAAAGCGUAAAUCGAUCAGCAAGAAACGUGUGCAGAUUGAAGGCAAGAAAGCAGAACUUGCCGAAGAGCUGGUGGAGAUGGCCCAAACUUCGCACUGGAAGAUUGCUAGUCGGGCUGCUAGCAUUGUAGUCAGCAUGGGUUUGAGAUUUGAUCAUAUCGCAAGCGAGAAGCUUAUAGAUUUGGUGACCAAGGGAUCUAUCGAUACACAUCCUGGUCUUCGUGGAAUGUAUUCGCAGGCUCUGAUAGCUCUCUUCACUAUGAUUGAUGUUCGUGCCAUCUGCAAUCAUAGCUACGAGAAUUACAUCCUCGGGGAGCAGACUUUCCUGGCCCGGAUACAAGUCGCUACUAAACGGUAUGAGAAAGGAUGGACAGAAGAGUACUUGGCUAGCUUCGCCAAACCUUCAGCAGAAUACUACAUCGACCAUGAUUUCCCUGGGUGGCUGGUAUGGUCGAGCAAGAUGCCUGCAUACAAGGCUAACAUUAAAAGAGACAUUGAAUAUGACGAUGUAGAAUGGACGAUUCGGAAGCAUAUGGGCCAGCUUCUUGAUCGCCAAUGGUUCCGCAGUUUCUUUGCCUAUCUCAAACAAGAACCUCGUGAUGCAUCUGCUGAUAAAUUCCGCAUGGCAUGUGCCAUGAUGCUGCUGUAUACAUUUGAGUUGAUGAUCAGAGACGGACUGACUGCGGCUACCUUUGAAGAGAUUAAAGAAGAGGUUGAGCUGGUUUUUGAGGAUGGAAGUGACAAACAUCAACACAGAGCGACAGCAGAGAUCCUCGGUGCAUUGAUUAGCUCUGUUGCAGACACCGACGUUGAAAAAAGGAAUAUGGUCUGGGAAUACGCCUUUCCCAUGGUCAAGAAAAUCUUGGAAGACGGUCUUACUCCUGAAAAUUCCGGGUACUGGACAACUUUCUUGCACAUGAUUCUUCAAUGCAGAGAUCCUCGUCGUGCUUGGCCGUUGGUUGAUUGGCUGGCGUCGUUCAAGCUUGACAUGGCGUCCAAUGCGGCUUUCAAAGAGAGCUCCAAGAUUAGUCUCUUGCACCAGUGCAUUAUAGACGCAGGCUGGCACUUUCAGCUUGAGAAGCCGAUUGUGGAAGAUUUUGUCGCUCAUCUGGAUCAUCCAUAUAAGGGAGUGCGUGAGGCUAUGGGUCAUACUUUGGGAUCGAUAUUUCGGACUAGAUACCACGAAUCCCAUGCAGAUGUCGAUAGCUUGAUCGAGGCUCAAAGCUCUUCAUCGUCUAUCGGAACCUAUCCUUAUGAUCCAUCAAAGGACUUUUCGGAAAUGCUGACCACAGUCUUCGAGAGGCUCAAAGUGUGGCGACACGAACGUCAGCCAGGCCAGCAGACUCCUUCGUCGUACACAUCCGGAAGCAAGACGGUGCUACUCUGGCUCGACUCGACACUGUCUUCCCACGAAUGCACGCAAUUAGUACCGUUCUUUGCGACGACAUUUACCGAAGAAUUGCUGCAUAUGAUGGAUGUCAAAGAAGACCCCGAACUCCAAUCACUCGCGUACCACGUUUUCCGCCAUCUCCCUAAUAUUCCUUAUCCAGCCGAGAAUGAGUCCGCCUUUAUCCAAACCCUGGUGCAUAUCGGACAGCGUGCGACAUCAUGGCAUCAGCGACUCCGUGUCAUGAUCAACAUGCAAAUCAUCUACUUCCGCCGCUUGUUCCUGCUCUCUGCAGGCGACCGCGACAAGCUCUUCGAAUGUAUCGCCAACAUGCUCCAAGACAGCCAACACGAAGUCCGCGUCGGCGCAUCCGCAACCCUCUCCGGCAUGAUCCGAUGUUCCCCCAUCGCCUUACGAGAAGCAUACGUCGCAAAAUACCAAGAACGAUUCACAAAGACCCUCGUCGAAAACCCAUUACCCAAAAAACCGAAAAAUCACAUUGGUCGCUCAUCAGCUACAUCCAGUCGAACGGGUACACCGACGCCUGAACACACGCGAUUAGUCAUAGUCCGACACGCCGCUGUUUUGGGCCUGGGCGCUUUGGUCCAGGCUUUCCCUUAUGCAAGUCCGCCACCGUCUUGGAUGCCGGAUGCGUUGACGACGCUGAGCACCAAAGCCGCGCAUGACCCUGGCGUCGUUGGUUCGAGCGUGAAGAGUAUCAUUAGUGAGUUUAAGAAGACGAGACAGGAUACUUGGCAUAUUGAUCAAAAGGCUUUUACGUCAGAUCAACUCGAGGAUCUGUCGGGAGUUUUGUGGAAGAGUUAUUUUGCGUAG